AUGUCAGAUAAAAAACAUAACAAUAAAACAGAAAGAAAACAAGCUAGUAAGCAGGAUGUUGAAGAAAACAGUUUUAUAGAGAUAGGUGUGAGAACUGGAGUUGAUAAAGAAUACCCGAAAGGAAUUGUGGAUAUAGAAAGUAAAGUUGCUGAAGGCAAAACUAAUAAAAAGGAGAAAAAUGUUGAGAAAAAUGGUUUGGACUAUAAAGCUUAUGAAUUCGACCAAAAUGAUGCAGAUCCGUGGUCAUCCUUUAAAAAAUGGAAAGAAUCUACAAAGAUGAAAGAAGUUACAAAUAAAAAAAUCCGCACCGACUCAAGAAUCUUAACUAAAAAUGAAAAUAUCCCAGAAUUUGAGUACACUCCCAAUGGAUCAGAAAGUUCAAAUCUAACUGAAUCUGCAAGCUUACCAUCAUCGACGUCAUGGCGGCCCAACCAAAAAGAAGACACUAAAGCUUUGAAUGCAUUAUCAGAAGAAAGUGAUAAUGAAUCUAGUAUAGUAGGGAAUAGUACGUCAGUAGAAGAUAAUGAUAAUGAUGAAGAUAAUGGAUUUACGGUAGAGUUAAGCUGCAGACAACAUCGAAUGUGGAACAAAAAAGAUCUAUGCCCUAUUUGUAACAAACAUAUAACAAAUUUUUCUCGUCACCUAUUUCGAAAUCACGAAGAGAAUGAAAGUGUAUGUAAAAUUAAAUCAUUACCAAAAGGCAGUUAUGAGAGAAAAAAAUUAAUAGACUAUUUAAGAAAACAGGGAAAUAUAUCUAUCUACUCGGAAAAAAUAAUAAGGCCCGUCGAAAGACCUUCUAAGUAUAAAAGCAAAACCAUUUCAUACUUGGAUUUUUUACCAUGCAAAUACUGCAAAGGCUUAUACAAAAAAAAAUCACUUAGCCGGCACGCCAAAAAAUACUUCUUUAAUAAAGAAGUUUUAAACUCAAAUAUACGUUACGCUAGUGAAGGUCAAACGAUUUUAUCAUUUACCGAGUCCAGAAAGGCGUUUUUAAACAGAUUACGUUUAAAAGAAGAAGUUUUCACUACGAUGCAUGCAGAUAGAAUUUCUCUUAUUGCCAAAAGUGAUAUAAUAGCGUGCCAGUACGCAGAGGACUAUUUAAGGAAACACAAAAGACCCAGCAUAAAAAAUGUUGUUGCAAAUAAAUUACGCGAAUUGGGUAGACUUUUAAUUCCCUUAAAGGAUAUUUAUCAGAUUGACUCCUUACUAGACGCUCUUCAACCAGAAAACUUUAAUAAAGUAGUAUCAGCUGGGAGGUUAGUAUCCAAUUACGAUGACACAACAAAAUCUUUUAAAGCACCUUCGCUCGCACUUCACUUAAGAACAAUACUUUUAGCAGUUUGUUCUUCUGCAAAAACAUUGCUUUUAAAACAAGAUCCAGUGUUACCAGUGACAAAUUAUGAGAAGAGUUUAAAGAGUAUAAAACAAUUUCAAGAACUUGUGGAUAAAAAUUGGAAAUUUGAAAUGGGAAGCUUAGCACUUAAAGAUUUGAAUGAGAAACAUACGAUGAAAACUAAAAAAAUACCAAUAUCAAAAGAUAUAUUAUUAUUCAAAAAUUAUUGUGAGAAAACAGCAAAUGAAGCCACCCAAAUUUUAAUGCAAAAUAAGAAUAAUAUAGACGAGUUUAAAAAACUAUCAGAAGUGUGUUUAGUUCUUACAAUAUUGUUAAACAGGAAGCGUGUUGGAGAUGUCCAAUAUUUAAAAGUGGAAACAUACUUGCAGUCUGAAAAUACUACUGAAGAAUGUUUUGAUAUUUUAUCCGAAACUCAAAAAACAAUUUGCAAACAUUUUAAAAGGGUGGUUACAUUAGGAAAGGGAAGUCGGCCAGUUCCAAUUCUUUUUCCUCAAAAGAUCCAAGAGUAUAUACAAAUAAUGUUAGAUACAAGAAAUAAAACAUUGGUUGUUCCCAAUAGCAAUCCGUACUUAUUUGCACUAACUGGAUCCGCAGAUAGAUGGAUUAAUGGGUCAAGCAUCCUACAAAAAUACGCUAAAAAUUGUGGCGCCGAGCGUCCUGAUAGUUUAACGUCUUCCCGCUUACGGAAACAUAUAGCUACAGUGUUACAAAUUUUAAACUUAAACGAAAUUGAAAUGGAACAAAUUGCCACUUUCAUGGGGCAUACCAAAAAAACACAUGAACAAUUUUAUAGGUUACCACAGGAUAUGUUCCAAACUUCAAAAGUUGCGAAGCUGCUUAUGAUGAUCGAAAAAGGAGUUAGCAAGGAAGAGCAAGGUAAAACUCUUGACGAGUUAGAUGUUGAACUAGCAGCUCUGGAUGUAAACCAUACUGAUCAAGUUGUUAUAAAUAAAGAGAUCGCUAAAAGUCCAGAAGGAGAGAUAGCAACAGCUCAGAACGUAAGUGUUGCUAUCUCUCCUGGCAUGAUUAAUAUAUCUCCGUAA
This is a messenger RNA of Psylliodes chrysocephalus, 2397 nucleotides long. The record is from the annotation of a GenBank genome assembly. Lineage: Eukaryota; Metazoa; Arthropoda; Insecta; Coleoptera; Chrysomelidae.